AUGCUCAUCAUCGGGCUUGCCCACAUUCUGGUUGUGUUUCGCGUGGUGGCUGCUCCCUUGUUGUCUGAGGGCAACUGGGAGUUUAUCAGAGACCAUGCCAACACCAUUGCCAUGAUGCUGGGAGCUGUGCUGCACUAUGUCACCAUUCAGAUCAUGACUCGGGUAAACCGAUGGAUUUCUCUCAAGCUUUGUGACAUAGAGAAGAUAAACUCGUUUGCUGCGACAGAGAGGAGCUUCACAGUUAAGAUGUUUACCUUCCAGUUCUUCACCCUCUUCUCUUCACUCUUCUAUGUGGCCUUCUUCCUGGGCAGAAUAAAUGGCCAUCCAGGAAAUUAUGUGCGUAUUGCUCGCUGGAGACUGGAGGAGUGCCAUCCUAGUGGUUGUUUGACAGACCUUUUCAUCCAGAUGGCUGUGAUCAUGCUGCUCAAACAGAUUCUAAACAACAUCUUUGAGUUCACAGUGCCCUGGCUGAAGAGCUGUUUGAGCAGAAACACUGUAAAGAAGCUGGAGAGGAAAUGUGGUCAGUGUUACAGAAAAGCUUGCCAUGAUGUACAGGGAUGUGUUGAACCUUGUGACAUCUGCAAACUUCGGGACUGGCUGCAUAACUAUCAUCUGGCCAACACAGACGCCUUCAGCUUGUUCAAUGAGUUCCUGGAAAUGGUUAUCCAAUUCAGUUUCACCACCAUAUUUGUGGCUGCAUUCCCCCUGGCCCCGCUCCUGGCUCUAAUCAACAACAUCUUCGAGAUCCGACUAGACGCCAUCAAGAUGGUACGCCUUGAACGUCGGCUGGUUCCCAGGAAGACCAAUGACAUUGGUGUUUGGACGAAGGUGUUGGAGGUCAUCGGUGUGUUGGCGGUGAUUGCUAAUGGCCUUGUCAUUGGAGUGACAUCUGACUUUAUUCCACGCCUUGUCUAUCGUUACCGUUAUAGCCCAUGUGCUAAUGGAAGCUCUCACACACACUGCAUGCAGGGCUACAUUAAUGACACUCUGUCCACGGCUUUUCUCAGUCACUUUGCAGUUCGAAAGGAUUUUCUUGAUACUCAGAUGAGGACAGAGAUUGGAUUUAAUGUUACACAGUGCAGCUAUAGAGACUACAGAAGUGAUGAGGACUACACACUGACUUCUCAGUUCUGGUUAGUGUUGGCAGUGCGUUUUGCCUUUGUCAUCCUGUUCGAGCAUGUUGUGGUGGUUUGUAAGUUUGUUGCAGCAUGGUUUGUCCCCAACAGUCCAAUGCAGGUAAAAAAUGAUCGUCUACAUGACAAACUGGCUCGGCUAAAGGAGGAAAUCCGAGAAUUGAAAUGUAGGAGAUCCACUGAUGUCUGAACCUUCCAAAGAUGAAACCAUCUUCUCUGGUCGAAGUGUGAAAUAAAAAGAUGAAUCUUUAUUAUUAUUAUUUUUGAAAAACAUUAAAUUCACACUUGUCAUUAUACAGUCUCAAUAUCACUGCAAACACUUUCACAUAGCAAAGAGUCUAUUUGAAACAACAUUUUUCCUAAAUUUGUAAUACAGUCUGGCUCCUCGAAAGUCUUUCUUUUUUAACAUUUCAUUCAGGAACACUUUGUCAUCAUUUACCCAUUUAUUGCACAAUGGAAAUGCAGUUAUGCUUGGCGCUGAAGGCUCCAUUCUUUGGAUGUUCCCUAGAUUAGCCAAGCGGCAUGCUAAGAUGAAACAGGGUACAUGUGCAUAACCCCCAAAACAAUGGAAACCUAACUCAAAGCUAGAAUAAUGAUAUAUACAAUAUAUGAAGCAGACCUCUAAAUUAUUAACUAAAGAAUGCAAGUGUGUUCUGCAAGGGGUCAUAUUAUGGUUCUGUGAAAUAUCUAUGUGUAGCAGCAAGCAUGCUGUGAACCUCUAAAUCAUCUAAGUCCGGGCGAAUUCAACGCUGGACGGCUGCUGAAGACCAACAACCCAUGGCUUUCAGGGGGGAUUCAAAGACCAGGGCAGCAGUGGUGGUAGCAGCACCGAUGUGAAAGGAGUGUGAAUAGGCGAAGGCAAGAUGUGAACCAAGAUUUUGAUAUGGCCUUCCCAGUGGGUAACAAGGGUUCAUCUUUCUUCGCUCAAAGAAUGCAGAAGAUGUCGGGUUAUAGAAGAUAGGUGACAGAAAGCAGUGAUAGUUUGUGAUAUGACAAAGUUGAACCUUUUCCCUCUUUAUCAGAUUUUUAGUGCUUAAGGUGAAUUGAGAACAUUCAAGUGUCGAAGGUGGUAGUGUAUUUUCACCACCCCAGAGGAACCCAUGAAAGCAGCAAUGAAUAUGGCUUCUAAUAAAGCAUCUACAUGCGACCAAAACCCUGAGCCUUAAGUGGAUCACCAACUUAUGCCCUAAAGACAAAGAGAGUGAAAGGAUCUGAAGGAUAUUUGCAUCUUAAAUUUACUAAAUACCUGCUACAGAAGCUUUGGUGGAUUUGCAUUUUUCGACAUUUAAAACAGAGAACAAUAAAAGCAUGGUUGCUCCAGUAUGGCAGAAAACCAAUGUGUUUCCUUCACCAAGAUUUGCCCUAGAGAAUGCAUGCAAUGCCGAUAGGAUAUAAUUCUAACAAAGCAGUGGACUAACAUAAAAGGAAAGAGCAAGCAGUUCUUUGGGCCAAACGUUGGCAAACCACUCAUUAUUGUAGAUUUCCCAAAACCACUAGAGGGUGCAGCAUCAGUAGAGAAUCUGAGGGCAAGUAAUGUCUCUACUUUGUUGAUGUAAAGAGAAAUUGAUAAAUAUAUUUUCUGCUUUUCACACAGUAGUGACAAUUUUUUAAAAUCAGAUUCACAUUCUUUGUCUAGAUUGACAAGAUCAUACAAUUGUAUCGGUCAGAGGUCCAAUACUCUAGAGAUAAAUGAUCUGCCUUGGGGAAUGAUAUGUGUUAUUGAAUUAAACAUUGGAGAAUGCAUUAAACCCAGCAAAUUUUAACA
Messenger RNA from Paralichthys olivaceus (Japanese flounder), 2898 nucleotides. Lineage: Eukaryota; Metazoa; Chordata; Actinopteri; Pleuronectiformes; Paralichthyidae. The record is from RefSeq and is a predicted model, not a curated record.